Molecule: messenger RNA, 1124 nt
Organism: Botrytis cinerea B05.10
Lineage: Eukaryota; Fungi; Ascomycota; Leotiomycetes; Helotiales; Sclerotiniaceae
Exons: 1
Coding region: 257-1048 (263 amino acids)
Source: RefSeq, a predicted model, not a curated record
GGUAUUUUCUAUGAUAGAGGUACAAUCAAGUGACAGAGGGAGCGGUACGAGGAAGUUGCGAAGCCUUGAUAUUCUGCCGCACGCAUAAAGAAGGCGCGAGGUCUCGGUGUUUUCGUAUAUGGUCUAUGUACUCCACGGUUUAUAGUCAGUCAAAAGUCGAUGUACUUAAAAAUAGACCCAAGUGCUUAUCCUUUGGCAUCCUAAAUUCCUGCCAACACCUACCACCUAGAAAGAAUCAGAAAACAUUACCACUCAAAUGUCUCCUUCGGCUAUCAUCGAUGACGCUAAGUCCAUUUCAACUGUCAUCAGUGAGGCCAAGCUUGCUCCUUCUAGCCUACAUUCACUAGCGGCAGGAGAAGCAGAAUUUCCUUCUGUCGAGUACUACGAUCAUCUUGCCAAAAUCUAUGAGGGUGCUUUUUCUCACGACAUCGGUCUCCGAGAAUUCGUUGAGAGAACCCUUCUAGAACUACCCAAGAAUUCAAAAGUUCUCGAUAUUGGCUGUGGGACUGGCAAGCCGGUAUCAUACACAAUGGCGGCCCAUGGUCACAAUGUUCAUGGUCUCGACUUAUCCGGCGCUAUGGUCGAUCUAUCCAGCAAAUGUGUUCCGACGGGCUCAUUCACACAAGCGAACAUGUUGGAAUAUAGUCCUCAAUUACAUAACAACACUCCUGAAAUUGACGUCAUAUUUACUAUCUUCUCACUCUUCUGCUUGUCUCGCAAAGAGAUGAGUACAAUGGCUUCAAAGAUGUCCAGUUGGUUAAAACCAAACGGACUCCUAUGUAUCGGCACCAUCUGCGCCGAAGACUUCAAAACAACACCUUCGAUGUAUGAUGCGGAUGGAUUGUGCGCCACCAAUGUCGAAAUGACGUUCAUGGGAUCAAAGUGUUCUUCUAUGACAGCAUUUACAAAGCAGGGGUGGAAAAGCGUGAUUGAAGCCGCUGGGUUUGAGAUCAUUUACACGAAGAGUGAUUUGUUCACGCCACGACCAUCUGCAGGUAUUGCUUCUGAUGACGAGAUGCAUUAUUUUAUCAUGGCAAGGAAGAAGUAAGAGGGCUGUUUCUCUAAUGCUUAGUCUAGAGUAUAUCAAUUGAGCUUGCGCGACCGUAAUUAUCUCUCAUCCUCCA